Molecule: messenger RNA, 3663 nt
Organism: Colletotrichum destructivum
Lineage: Eukaryota; Fungi; Ascomycota; Sordariomycetes; Glomerellales; Glomerellaceae
Product: Putative F-box domain, WD40/YVTN repeat-like-containing domain superfamily
Exons: 5
Coding region: 1124-3145 (673 amino acids)
Molecular function (GO): protein binding
Source: RefSeq, a predicted model, not a curated record
CUCUGCUUAGUUUAUUACCUGCCCACAACCAGGCACCCUGCUUUGCCUCUGCGCUAACCUUACUUUACUCUUCCUCCACGCUGUCUGUCGCUGUGGCUCGCUGACUGGCUUUUCCCAGGUCUUGGUCCUUUCCCCCUUCUUUUCCCUUCCCUGCCCGGUCCACCAUCUUAGACACGCACACACGCACGCACACACCCGUACCUCCCUAGUCCUCACCUCUCACACCCGCCAGCCAGGGGACUCGCCCGGAGCCAUUCCUUCCUCACCUCGCCUGCUCCGGCCUAUCUCAUCUCUCCUCUCCUCCCACUUUCCUCCUCCAAAAUCCCCAAUCCCAGCCGACAAACACUUGACGGCUGACUUCCUCCUCUCCAAUCUUAUCCGUCUUCGCCUCCUCCGCCUUCUCUCCUCCUUGCUUCCCUUUGUCAACAUCCACCAAGAACGACAAGACAUUACAUUGCAGGGAGGUCCAAAAGGCAUUUGGGCGUCAAUCAAGCGAAAACUUCCGAAACCACCGAACAAUCCACUUUCCAUUGUGUGAUUCGCCCUGUGCAUUCCACACUACAGGGCCCAAACGACCCACGCUUUCCGCUUGACACCUCCGAUUGUUAAGCUUCCCGUCUCCCGCUGGCCCCAUAUCACAGUACACCACCAUCCUGCAACGCCGCCGCCAUACCCUCUCGCUCUCUUCGUCCCGGUCUCAACGAGGAACAGACCAUCAUCCAGGUCUCCUAAUCGACAGAGUCGCUUCCACACGGGAGACGUGCCAUCGCCUCACCCUGUGGCACACGGAUCUCUGACACCUCGCCGUUGCCGCCUCGCCGAAACCAUCGACAACGCCAAACUUGCCCGAGGCCAGCGGACGCUGUCGCACUCAUUUGCAAAGACCAACGAUUUGCUACGCCGUUUCGUACGGCCGGCCAGCCCUCGCUCGCAAAUCCUCGCCGACAACUUGAACCUUGGUCUAUUAAACUUGCGCUACUUGUCGAAAAUCUGAGUUGAUCAAAGUUGGGUCGUUUAAUGAGCGCCCGGUAGCGAAUCCAGACUUCUCGACCGACUUGAUACCUCGACCGCCCCGACAACCACAUUGCGAUCCAAGUGCGACUGUCCUCCAACACAACUCGAUAUGGCCGGCUACGACAACAGACCAUUGAGUUUCUCUGAAAGAAGAGGGAGCAUGCUCAGCGACGACAUGACGCUCAACACCGGCGGAGCCCCUAGCAGUUCAAGGCUCGACAAGAUGCCCCAGCGACCAGGACACAUGAGAGGCCCUCCAACACCGAGCAUGACCACCCCCGCCGCAGACUUUGAUCAGCAGUUGACCGGCUCGCCGCCUCCCCCGCCCACACCAGCAGCCUCCCCUGGCCCCUCUCACCGUCAACUCGACUGGAGCGAUGCCGCUGAUGACGAGGACUUCUUCCUGGCCAAAGUGCGCCAUCAUUUUAAGAACUCGGGCGGCCCUCACCGCACCCGUCUUUUGGCCGACCUCCUGAACAUGUGCACAAGCCAACAGCUGAGCUUCGUUCAUCAGUUCGUCAGUCCUCUUCUCAAGAAGGACCCCUUUACCAGUCUUCCGGAUGAGCUAUGCCUACGUAUUCUCUCUUUCAUCGACGACCCCAAGGUGUUAGCUCGUGCCUCGCAAGUUUCCAGGAGGUGGCGGGACCUGUUGAGCGAUGACAUGACAUGGAAGAAUCUUUGCGUGAAGCAUGACUAUGGCAGACGCUUGUCAGAGGUCUCGACAUCGAUGGGAAGCGGGUUACGGCCUGGAGCUCAGUCUUUGUGGGGGGAUGAAUACGCUAGCAGCAGCUUUCCAGGCGCGCUACCAAUGACGGCUCAUGCUUCGGGAUCUCGCAGCCUCGACGGUUCUGGAAAUGCGCGACCCAAGAUGAGAUCCUACAAGUCGCACUUCAAGCAACGGUAUCUUGUCGAGGCAGCCUGGAGAUCUGGCGGUACCAGUACGACAAGGAACAUAACCCAAGAGGGGGGUGUCGUCACGAGCCUCCAUCUAACGCCCAAGUACAUCAUCGUGGCUCUUGAUAACGCCAAGAUCCACGUGUUUGACACCAAGGGCAAUCAGCAGCGUACUCUGCAGGGUCAUGUUAUGGGCGUAUGGGCGAUGGUCCCUUGGGAAGACAUUCUGGUUAGCGGUGGAUGCGAUCGCGAUGUGCGAGUAUGGAACCUUGCCACAGGUGCAUGCCUCCAUACCCUUCGAGGGCACACAUCGACAGUUCGUUGCCUGAAGAUGUCUGACGCAAAUACGGCGAUAUCGGGCUCGCGCGAUACGACGCUUCGAGUAUGGGAUAUUCGGACCGGGCUGUGCAGAAACGUGCUCGUUGGCCACGGUGCCAGCGUGCGAUGCCUGGAAAUCAAAGGGGACAUUGUUGUCUCCGGCAGUUACGACACCAUGGCCAAGGUUUGGAGCAUUUCAGAGGGCCGGUGCAUCCAGACGCUACAAGGUCACUUCAGCCAGAUCUAUGCCAUCGCCUUCGAUGGCAAGAGAGUGGUAACUGGUAGCCUGGACACCAAUGUGCGAAUCUGGGACCCCAGAACAGCUGAGUGCUUGGCCAUUCUACAGGGCCACACGUCCCUCGUCGGUCAGCUGCAGAUGCGCGGUGACACUCUCGUCACCGGUGGCUCCGAUGGCUCAGUCAGAGUCUGGUCGCUGGAGAAGAUGUGCCCUAUUCAUCGACUUGCUGCACACGAUAACAGCGUGACGAGCUUGCAAUUUGACGAUACGCGGGUCGUCAGUGGAGGCAGUGAUGGCCGAGUCAAGAUCUGGGACUUGAAGACAGGCCACUUGGUUCGGGAGCUCAUAGCCCAAGGCGAGGCUGUGUGGAGGGUAGCUUUCGAGGACGAGAAGUGCGUGGCACUUGCUUUGCGGCAAAACCGUACCGUGAUGGAGGUUUGGUCCUUCUCCCCCCCUGAGGACGUACUGUACGACCGUCCACUCUCUCUCCAACAGCGAGUCUUGUCAGAGGCGCCACAUCGGCCAAUGAGUGCCAUGCAGCUCGACUACAGACAAUCACAGCCGGCAGUCGCAGGUCCUAGUCGAGAAGCGGUCGGCAGCCAGGAUGUCGAUAUGAGAGACGCUGGCCCAUCCACAGCCCCGCUUCAGGGUGGCAACAAGACUUUCUUUCAUGAUGACUAAACUAACUUGGCUUCUGGGUUCUACGGCAGCAUAGUGUCCCUGGGGUAUGACUGGCGACAAGUAUCACCCUGCAUUAGACAGGAGUUGCGUUUGCACUGAACGGGCGUUUUGCUAUGAGCGCAUCACCAAGGCGUUGUACCCACAAUGGCUGGUUGGCGAGAUCGGGGGUUAGCUGACAUGGCUCGUUCAUCGAGAACGCUGCUGAGAAUAGACGGGUGAGGCCCACGAAGACAAGGGCGUCGUCUUUUUGGCGUUGGUCUGGAAGCAUCGUAUGCAUUUGAAAGGGCGGCCAGCAUAGGGUUGACAGCAUUGUGGAGAGAAUUUGUUUGAAUCGUGGGUCUAGAACGGCAGGACAACUGGGUUUCUGGUCAUGAAGACUUCAGGGCUUUAGCGUUGCUCAACUAAGCGCAUGCGGUCGGCCCGGCCGCGUCUUAAUAUACCCCGUGGUAGCGUUUUGUAGAGCUAUAUACUACAUCAAAAUGAGUGCCGAUGAACUCACUAUCUGAGACGACUACCUG